GAGGGCAUCUUCACGACAAUCGGAAAGCCUAUCACGGACGCAUGUUUGGAAGGUUAUCACUGCUGCCUACUUGCGUAUGGGCAAACUGGCGCAGGCAAGACCUUUACGAUGGAGGGACCGGAUUGGGACAGCGAAGGGGAAGGAUCCCAACGGAGCGUGGACAAUCGCGGCCUCAUUCCACGAAUCUUGCAGUACAUCUUCCAGAGACUUUCAGCUGAUAAGGAGCUGCAGAUGCUAGACUUCACUAUCCGCUGCUCCUACCUGCAGAUUUACAAUGAGCAGGUGUCGGACCUCCUCGAGCCAGACUCAGUGAACCUGAAUGUGAGGGAGGACAAGAAGCUCGGCGUGUUCGUGGAGGGUCUGCAGGAGGUGGUGGUUUCCACGGCCGACGCCACCUACGCGCUGUUCAAGCGUGGCUCGCAGAACCGGCGCGUGGGCCAGACGGCCAUGAACAUGGAGAGCAGCCGCUCCCACAGCGUCUUCACUAUUGUGGUGGAAACUGAGCGGAGGGACGAUGCAGGUGUGAUGAAGAGGAGGACCUCACGGUUCAACUUGGUGGACCUCGCUGGCUCGGAGAGGCAGAAGCACAGCGAGGCGCAGGGGGUGCGGCUGAAAGAGGCCGGGAACAUUAACAAGUCCCUCUCUGCGCUAGGAAAUGUCAUCAAUGCGCUCGUUGAAAUCGCAGAGGGGAAGGAUCGCCACGUGCCCUAUCGAGACUCCAAGCUCACAUUUCUUUUAAGUGGCUCCCUGGGUGGCAACUCCAAGUGCACCUUGCUGGCGGCUGUGAGUCCGGCGAAGCGCAACGUGCAUGAAACGAUGUCGACGCUCAAGUUUGCGCAGCGGGCGAAGCUGAUGCACAACAAGGCCGAGGUGAACGAGCUCAUUAUGGGCAACCCCGCCGUCAUGGCCGAGGAGAUCCGCCGCCUGCGCCUCGAGAUUGCCGAGCUUAGAGCCAAUGCAACAGCAGGCGCGCCCAGGCAGCCACUGCUGCCCAUUUCAGAGAACCGGCGCACCACGCGGUCCACCACGAGGGCGCAGGAGGUGGCGAGGAAGGGCAAGAGAGUCGAGGCCGCCGAGACCCUCACGGCGCAGGCGUGGUGUGAAGCGGCGGAGGCGAAGGUGGGCCAGCAGGCGGAAUCGGAGCGCACACGGGAGCUAGAGGCAUGCCGGGCAGAGCUGGCAAAGAGCGCAGCUGAGAUCGAGAAAGUAUCAGCUGAGAAGGAGAGGGUCGCAGGGGAGGCAGCGCGGCUCCAGGCAGACCUGGAAGCGACACAGAAGAUGGUGGAGAGUUUGAUGGCGGAGAAGUCGAGGGCUGUCGAAGAUGCGGCUGAGGCAGCAGCUGCAGGGAGGGAGAGAGAGAGGGUGUUAGAAGAGGCAGUGGAGGGGAUGAGGAGAAGGCAGGUGGAGCAAGAAGAGCAGUUGAGGGCUUUGGAGGAGGCACUUGAGGAAAUGCGGCAGAAGCUGGUGGAGGGGAAGGAAAAGGAGGGUGUGUUGGGUGAGCAGAAGAGAGCGUUGAGGGAGGAGCUUGAGAGGAUGAAGGGCAAGCUGGUGGAGAUGGAAACUGCUAGGAGAGAGAAGGUGCUGAAGCUGGAAGAGCAGAUGAGAGCUUUGGGGGGGCAGCAGGUGGAGCUGGAAGGGAAGGUCCAAGCGUUGGAGAAGGAAAAGGUGCUGCUGCGGGCUGCAGCAGAGCGAGGCGCAGGAGAAGCAGCACAGCUGCGGGUAGAACUGGAUGUAGCACGAAAGCAAGUGAAGGGAGUGAAGGGGGAGAGGGCGAGGGCUGAGGGACUGGCGGCAGAGGCGGCAGCUGCUGGGAGGGAGAAGGAGAGGGCGCUGGAAGUGCAGAAGAGGGCUUUGGAGGAGGUGCUAGAGGAGAUGCGGCGAAAGCAGGUGGAGAUGGAAGUUGCUGGGAAGGAGAAGGAAGGGGAGUUGGAAGAACGGAGGAGGGCGUUGGAGGAGGCGCUACAGAUCGAGCAGGUGCGUUCUGGAUCGGCGGAGGCGAAGGUGGGCAAGCUGCUGCAGCAGGUGGCGGCCUCACAGCAGGCGGAGUCGGUCCUUAAGAUGCGGGUGGCAGAGAAGGACGCUCAUAGUGCCGCCCUCGCUCGGGAUCUGCAGGCUUGCCAGGCAGAGCUGGCGAGGAGUGGUGCUGAGAAGGCGAAGGAGGCAAAGGCAGCAGCUGCAGGGAGGGAGAAGGAGAGAGCACUGGAAGAACAGAGGAGGGCGUUGGAGGAGGCCGUAGAGGAUAGGAAGGGCAAGCAGGUGGAGCUGGAGGAGAAGGUUCACGCGCUGGAGAAGGAGCAAGAGCUGCUGUGUGCUGCAGCAGAGCGAGGUGCAGAUGAAGCAGCACAGCUGCGGGCAGAACUGGAAGCGGCACGAAGGAAAGUGAAGGGAGUGAAGGAGGCGAAGGCAAGGGCUGAGGGACUGGCAGCAGAGACGCAGGAGCGGUGUGAAGCGGAGGAGGCGAAGGUCGGCGAGCUGCAGCAGCAGCUGGCGGCCUGUCAGCAGGCGGAAGCAGUGCGCACACGGGAGCUGCUGGCAUGCCGGAGAGAGCUGGCGAGGAGCGCUGCUGAGAAGGAGAGAAGUGCUGCUGAAGCAGCACGGCUGCGGGUUGAUAUGGAGGGUCUCAUGGUGGAGAAAGAGAGUGCUGUGGCAGCAGCAGCAGCAGCAGCAGCAGCAGAGGAGCAGGCGUCAGCACUAGCGGACGCUUUGGAGGCCGCAGCAGCACUCGCAGCUGCAGCGGCAGCACCAGCAGGAGAUAGCUUGGACGGCAGAAGCGGGGAGAGCAACGACGAGGAAGAGGGGCUGGUGUCGCUUUCAUCACCUCCCACUCCUCUCCCUUCACCCCACUUCUCUUCCUUCUGCUCGCUUUCAAAAUACUCCCCAUGCCUCUUCCCCUUCCACCACCCCUUACUGCAGCAGAUGUUGGGGAGGGUUUUGGUGGAUGAAAAUCGGCAGGUGGAGGCACAGUGGAAUGAGGUUGAGACUACUGAUGCUGCACCCACGGUCGCAGCAGCAUAUGGAGCAGUGCCAACUGCUGCAACCUCCGCCAUCAGCAGCAGCUGGACCAGCCGCGGUUGGUAA
Closterium sp. Naga37s-1 is the source of this 3078-nucleotide messenger RNA. The record is from the annotation of a GenBank genome assembly. Lineage: Eukaryota; Viridiplantae; Streptophyta; Zygnematophyceae; Desmidiales; Closteriaceae.